AUGGCCGCGGAAUUGACAUCCACCCGGCUGAAUGCGGAGAACCAUCUGCUCUUGGACCAGCCUCUAUUACGGUUACCACACGAGCUUGCUCGACGAAACUUCAAAUCUGUGCAGCGCCUCGUGGAGCGGGAGAGGGAAUAUGUCAUCCCCGUACUCAAAGAGACCGCCAAUGCCUCCAUGUCAAACAAUCAAACACCUGAGCGAGCUCUUGCUGCGCUUGACGCUAUGGUCUCUCGCAUGCAGGGCCUAAAGCGGAAAAUGGAGAUACUGCAUCAAGAGGAGAAGAAGAUUCAAGAGCAAUCCCGGAAGCGUAUCCACCACUUGGAAAGACUUCAUCAGAUUCCUAGCUUGGCGGAUGUCAAGUACGAUCAUUGGGCGAGAGUUCGCCUAGACAGGCUCAUAGUAGAUCAUAUGCUACGUUCCGGAUAUACAGAGAGUGCCCAGCAGUUAGCCCAUGAGAAAGAUAUUGAGGAUCUUGUAGACCUCAACGUCUUUGUACAAUGUCAACGAAUUGCCGAGAGCCUCCGUUAUGGGGAGACGAAGGAUGCCCUACAAUGGUGCGGCGAAAAUAAGGCGGCAUUGAAGAAGAGCCAGUAUAACUUAGAGUUCGAGCUGCGGUUGCAGCAAUAUAUUGAAAUGGUCAGAACAGAGCAUAAGGAGAAACUUGUUGAUGCAAUGGUCCACGCCAAAAAAUACUUGGCUCCAUACAUCGAGACACAGUCAAUGGAAAUUCAUCGAGCUGCAGGACUCCUCGCUUUCCCUCCCGACACCAAAGCUGAACCUUACAAGUCGAUAUACGCGCUAGAGAGAUGGACAUAUCUGGCAGACCUUUUUGUUCGCACCCACCAUGAGCUAUUAUCCCUGUCGUCUCGUCCUCUGUUACAUAUCGCUCUAUCUGCGGGAUUGUCGGCUCUCAAGACGCCUUCGUGCCAUUCAGCUUACACCUCCUCCAGUUCAAACUCACUGUCCACAACGACAUCUGUUUGCCCGAUCUGCUCAACCGAGCUGAAUGAACUUGCUCGCAACAUGCCAUACGCUCACCACACGAAGAGCUACGUCGAAAGUGAUCCGAUAGUUUUGCCCAAUGGCAGGAUCUACGGUCAACAGCGGCUGUUAGAGAUGAGUAAGAAGGUCGGGUGUGUUGAAGCAGGCAAAGUUAAGGACCCUACAACCGGCGAGGUCUUCAACGAGAGCGAUAUGAAGAAGGUUUAUAUCAUGUAG
Molecule: messenger RNA, 1221 nt
Organism: Aspergillus sclerotioniger CBS 115572
Lineage: Eukaryota; Fungi; Ascomycota; Eurotiomycetes; Eurotiales; Aspergillaceae
Product: FYV10 family protein
Exons: 4
Coding region: 1-1221 (406 amino acids)
Biological process (GO): proteasome-mediated ubiquitin-dependent protein catabolic process
Cellular component (GO): cytoplasm; GID complex; nucleus
Molecular function (GO): ubiquitin protein ligase activity; protein binding
Source: RefSeq, a predicted model, not a curated record